GGCCACACUGGUUGGACUGAAGAAUCACUGGCCAGGACUUCUCGCUGGGUAGGACUACUUGGCGUUCACAUGGCAAUUAGUGUCUAAUGUCCAUCUCACCUCUCACCUCUCUCUCACACUCCCUCCUCGCUAUCAUUGUCCUUCCCCCGGUCCGCCCUCCUCCUGUCCAUUCCUCUCUUGUCCAUCCUCCACUCUACCUCUAGGAAUCUGUCUCUCUCUUCAUGCACCAUUUUCUCUCCAAACUGUCUGAACUCUCCAACAAUUAGCAUUAGAAAACAUAUUUCUGAUUUGGUCAUUAUUAUGGGUAUGUGAAAAGUGAAAAGGCAGUUUCAUCUUCUUUAUGAAGGUAUUUACGAACUAUUCUACAUCUUUAACAAUAUUAUAUAAUACAUUUUUUGUAAAGAUUUGACCUUUUCCUUUAAUGAAUGUGAUAACUUAUGCUUCUGCCAUGUAUUUGUCAUAUCAAUAUAAUGUGAGGUGUAUGUUCAGUAUCAUUUAACCACCUAGCAUUUUGUUUGUUUCAUUUCCCCAAUGGUCUUCACAGUAUAUAAAUGGUUCCCUAGUUUGUUCCGGUACAUGGAAGUAGAAUAUAGUGUAGUCAAAGUGUAUCAGUUGCUUGGACUUAAUUCAUCAACUUAUAUGUAUUAUAUAUUGCCAAUAUAGGCUCAUAAACACCGUUAUUAUACUCAGAUGUUUUUUACCAGUUCAGUUUUAAUGCUUGGGUGUUUAUGGGCAAAAGAGUGUCCAAAACUCUGUAGGGAAAUAAUCUGAACCUGAGAAAGGGUACUUGUUGAUGCCUUGAAAGUCAAGAAGAAUCAAUACAAGUGUUGACCGUGAGAACCAGGAGGAGUGGAGGGAUAUGCAAACAAAGACAAAGGAGUGAGAGAGGGAGGGAGAGGAAGAGAGAGUUAAAAUGAUCCUCCUUGAACAAAUCCUUUUCAAUCUGAUCAGUGUUCGGGAUGGACUAACCAGCUUGGGACUCUGUAGCUUGUGACCAGAUGAGAUGGAUGGAUAGAAGACGGCUAGAAACGGAUUCGUUUGGCUGCCGAUCACAAGAGGCCCGCUGUGCCCAAAGGGAUCACCGGGAUGUGGACACCUCGACAGCUAUUUGUCCCGUUAUGGAGCCAACGUGCAUUGUUUGAUACAGCGACAUGGCGAUGAAGCACUAACAGCUUUAGCAGAGAGACAAGGUCCUGCGUGCUGCAAUAUUUCUCUAAGAAAUUGACCCUGUUGUACAGGGGAUUUGGGGAUUUAUUUUGCCAUGUGUCAAAUCAGCUUGCCAGCCGUCCCACGUGACAGACUCCCUUGACAGGAGAGAAGCGAGACGUCGACCAAAGAUGGCCGACAACGCCAUCCCACCCCUGAUGCUUUUGUCUACAGGGCAAACGCGUUGGGGUGGAGUACUUCCAGGUUUCAUCCUACCCUCUUUCCCUCUUUUUUCUCUACUCCUCUAUACUCUCAUAUCUUCCUCAACGGCUGCUGUUAGUUUGCCGGGAUUAGACUAUGACUAUGGAGCCCAGCCCAAGUUUGUUUGCACCCCAAUUCCAGCGGAUGCAGACCCCAGCUGCUUCACACCAGGCGGGGCAGCACACGGACCUGUCCACGACAGACCCAGCAGUAAUGGGCAUCAUGGACCUGCUGCAGGGGCGCCCAAUGGUAACGGCAGGAGGCCGAUGGGAAUGGGGAUGGGGAUUGGAAUAUCAGACGAGGCCAAAUCCACCAUCCUGCACCUUCGCGAGAGCCUGGUGCGGCAAAAGGAGACCAUCUUAGACCAACGGGAGACGAUCAGGGAACUGACUGCCAAGCUGACCCUCUGUGAGGGCUUUGGCCGGGGAGUGGGUCAUCACGAUGACCAUCACGACGACCACCAUGGAAACGCGCGUCACAACUCCCAUCACCCGAGCUCGCAUCACUCCUACCAUGACACUGACCACCACGGGGACCCACACUACCCACUGAACAAUGGGCACCGAUCAGACCCACACCACAGAGGGAAGGAUAACUCUGGGAGCAAGCAUGGGGCCUUCUCCCCUGAGCAGACUAGGAAAACGCUACAGACACUCAAGGAGAGGCUGGAGAACUUGCAGGCCAGGAAUUCCUCCAGCUCCUAUUCAAGCUCACUGAGAGACCUCCUGCAACGUAAAAUCAAUGCACUUGAGAAGCAGCUCAACAAUCACUACGGUGGGCAUCAUGAUUAUGGUCACCAUGACGACUACCACGAUGACCACCAUGACGACCACCACGAUGGCCAUCCGGACGACCACCACGACGACCACCAUGAACCUAGUCACCGCGAUGACCACCACGAUGAUCAUCACGAUGACCAACAUGGACCGGGUCACCACGACGACCACCAUGAUGACUAUCACGACACCCACACCCCCACCCCCACCCGCUACAACAACCGCCCCAACAACCGUCAAAACAGUCACCAUGAUGACCAUCACUAUGACCGACACUAUGACCGCCAUUAUGAUCGUAGCCACGGCCGCCAUGACACACACCAUAAUGACCACCAUGACGAUCACCAUGACGACCAUCCUGAUGAUCAUCACGACGACCACCACGAUGAUCUUCACGAUGACCACCGUGAAAACGGUGAUGACCACCGUGAAAACGGUGAUGACCACCAAGGCAAUGACGACCAUGGCCAUCGUCCUCGUCCAGCCUAUAACAGCAAGCCACCACCUCCAUUACCUCUUGGCCGUGGACACAACAAGCUGGAAACUGUGCUGAGCCACCUUAACCACAGGAACUCUAACCCUGGUACCCGGAAAAAGCCAAAGAGUCCGGAUGCUUUCCAGAUUGGCUUCCCUAUGCGCACUAACUACAUGUAUGGAAGGAUAAAAAAGACCCUACUCAUUGAAAUCUUCACCCUCACUGUCUGCCUCUGGAUAAAAGGGGGAUCAGGGCCUGGCCUCGGCACGCCCUUCUCCUACUCUGUCCCGGGACAGGCCAACGAACUGGUUCUGAUCGAAUGGGGCAACAAUCCCAUGGAACUACUGGUUAACGACAAUGCAGUGACGUUGCCCAUGGCUAUGACGGAUGGGAAGUGGCACCACCUGUGCAUGACAUGGUCGUCACACGAUGGGCAUUGGGAGGCCUUCCAGGAUGGCGUCAAAAGGGGGUCUGGAGAGAACCUAUCUGCAUGGCAUCCCAUCAAGCCUGGUGGAGUCUUUAUUCUGGGCCAGGAACAGGAUACCCUAGGUGGCCGAUUUGACGCCACCCAGUCCUUCGUGGGCGAGAUGUCAGACCUCCAGUUGUGGUCCCGCGUUCUCACACCCAAUGAAAUCUAUAGCCAGGCUUCCUGCGGAGGUCACCUGGCGGGUGACCUCAUCUCCUGGACAGAGGCAGUGGUCGAGCUUCACGGCGGGGUCACCAAAUACCCCUUUGACCCCUGCCACUAAGGACUACCCCACCCUGAUGUUAUUUAACGAGCUGUCUGGUGUGGCAGCAGGGCUCUGUGCACUACGCUGCAGACACAUGACAGGCCCUUAGCAACAACCAGGCUGGCCCUUCUGCAAUUUUGCCAUCCCUUUCCUCUCUGUUCUGCCUUCCCCCUCGCUGGGCCGAGGAACUGGGAAGACUUUAAAAGAGCAAAGGCUGGAUUUAACUGAAUGGCCAUGACCGCUGCUCCUCCCGGGAUCCAAUACCGGUAAUAGGAUUCCCUGUCUUUAAAUGGGUCCACCCAUGUUUGCCUCGGGCCUUAGUAAAAGCCCUUCAUCAGUCAGGUGUUCAAAGAAUCAUAACAUUUUACUGGGACAUAUUAUGCCGGGAUAUGGUUCUCAAAAUCCUAACACUCCAGAUGUUAUUUGUUCGUCUUUCUGUUUUUUUUUUUUGCUGGCGAGCAGGACGAUACCAGUGACUAAAAGGAACGCACUGAGGCAGAAUGCUCAUAAACCAACCGUGGACAAUAUGGAAUGAACAAACUAAAGGCACUCAAAACAGCCACAUCGAUGGCAAGUGUAUGAGUUGGAAGACAAUGAUUUGAUGAUUGAAUGUGAUGAAUGUGAGGUACUACAUUGUAUUUUUUUGUACAUGAAGAUGGAGGAUCUCAUCUAUGGUUGUAGUUUUUUUUUUGGAGGGGGGGGGGUUAGGCCUGUCUCAACUCUACCUUUCACGCAAAAAUGUUAGAGGACUAUUUUAUACUACUGUGUUGUACACACGUGCAACGUUCCAUUUCAUUUUUCAGAUGAAUUUAGCUCUACCAAUAUCAACUGAUCAACACUCACCUGGAUUGUAAUUUCUAUCAGUGUGUCUGAAAUGGCUGCCAGGUUUUAUGAAACACCCGAGUUGAAGUUGUGGAUAUGAGCCCGCAUAAAUACAGGUUAACUGCCUGUCAAGAGGUCCUAAGCUAAUGCUGACAUCUCCAUUGUAAUCUUGUGGUUAUACAGGCAGAUUUACCUGACAAAUAGAGCUCGGAUCUAGAUCCAGACUAUUUCCGUGUUGUCAUAGCAGACACAUGCUCUUAAAUACAUUCACGCAUGAAUGCACAUGCACUCAAAACAGCUUGGGGAAGAAAAACAAUUCUGUAAUGCUCUAAAAGGCUUAUUUUCAAAGUCAACCUCAUCCAAUUUUGGUUUUUAUUAAUUGGGUCCUGUGUUUUUUAUGCAUGUAAAAUGCUUAUAAAAAUAGGUUUAAAAAAUAUAUAGCCUGUCUUGAAUAUCAACUGUCAAAAAUCAUAAACAAAUACAAACCAUUCAUUUUCUUUUAAAUAUAAGCAUUUUACACAACAACACAUCCUUUCCUUGUCUAUCCUUUCACUGUGGUCAACCCUUUUCUGUCUGUAAAAGCAUUCAAAUUAGGAAUUGAUUUAGUUGUAUUUGCUUACUCACCCCCAUUUCACUGUGGGCUAUUAAGUUCGGAAUGUCUAUGUCUCAUUGAAUCACAUGAACACUGAUCGUAAAAGGGUCAUCUGUUGUUGCCAUGGUGAUAGUAUAGAGCUUAGCUGGACAUGCCCCCCUGACCACUAAUAAUCAUUACAACCAUUACAGGACACAACAAUUACAGUGGGUGACAAGUUGAGCAUUAUAAAAACCCAUGCUCCCAUUUUCCUGUUAGUGGGCCAAAUGUAUGUGAAGUAAAACAAACAAUUAUGUUUCUCAUUUGUGACAAAUAAAAAAUACUAUUGAUUCAUUAAUGAAUGCUAAUACAACUGGAUAUAAUUCAGGUUAAAAAGCAUUGAAUGCAGUUGUAUAAUCUGAAUCUAUGUUGCUUCCAUAACGUUUGCUUAAUCUCGCCUUUGGUAUACAUUUUAAUCUGUAUAUAAAGACACACUCAAUAGUUUUUUUUCUUUCUUGUCUGUAAAUAUUGAACAACCUUUUAUUUAUUAAUUCUUGUGUGUUUGGUCAAAAGUCCCUUUCCUUUGUGUGUAAGCCAAAAACAUGUCAAAUGAAUUGUAAAACUUAAAUGAGGAAUACAUGAAUAAAACUCUGUUAAAUAUGUUUCAAUAAA
Molecule: messenger RNA, 5454 nt
Organism: Oncorhynchus keta (chum salmon)
Lineage: Eukaryota; Metazoa; Chordata; Actinopteri; Salmoniformes; Salmonidae
Product: neuronal pentraxin-2-like
Exons: 6
Coding region: 1338-3407 (689 amino acids)
Source: RefSeq, a predicted model, not a curated record